Messenger RNA from Coregonus sp. 'balchen', 24986 nucleotides. Lineage: Eukaryota; Metazoa; Chordata; Actinopteri; Salmoniformes; Salmonidae. The record is from the annotation of a GenBank genome assembly.
CCUGGUUCUCCUGGCUGUCAAAGAAGAGUUGUAUCACCGUUCUCAGUUUACGCCCUGGCGCUGUUAUCAUCAAUUAAACAUAUAAAUCAGUAAGUGAACGAUUUAGAUACAUAUUUUGUGCCUUUUCCUUAUUGUUCUAUUGAUAAUAUGAAAAGUUAAACGACUGGCAGCGAGCCAGACAAUAUCAUGCGGAACGUCAAUGCGACAUUGUAUCCAUUGCUAGAACCCUCUCUCCACUGCGCCUUCAUAAACGUUUUCUGUUCUACGAUAAUGAUACGGAUUUCAGUUUUAUUUUACACCGUUGUAUAGAAUAGAAACAGUGUGAAAUAGAGUUAUAAUUUAUUCCUGUUGCCUUUGCAUUGGAUAGCCAGUAUCACCGAAAUGGGGAUGGAUUUACAUAUUGUUUUUCAUAAUGCAAUGUUUAAGAAUUGGAAAAAAAAUGCUUAGUUAGUUUGGCCUCUAAAUUGACAUUGUCGUGUUUGUGUAACCUUCAUUUGAGUUGAUGUCACUGUUAUUAUAUGUGUAUUUGUUUCCACUAACUAUAAGUCUCAAGCUAAGAUUGUGUCUUAGAGUGAUUUACUGUAUCUAAUGUGGAUGGUGGCGUCUGUCUCUCGCGUAAUCAUAUCUCUUCCUCAUGAGGUUCUCUGUGUCAUUUCUUCAUUUUUUGUCAUUCAGUUGAAGAAACGGCUGCUCCCAUGUGGAUUUUGGUCCUGGUGUGUUGGGUGGAGAUGCGUGUAGCCAUGUGGGCUAUGGUCCUGGUGUGUUGGGUGGAGAUGCGUGUAGCCAUGUGGGCUAUGGCCCUGGUGUGUUGGGUGGAGAUGCGUGUAGCCAUGUGGGCUAUGGCCCUGGUGUGUUAUGUUGGAGAUGUGUCACCAGGAAGUAAUGCCAUUCUGAAACCAAUCAUUGACUUGUCUCUCUGCAUGGACUGGGCUAUAAGACCCCUCCCCAUUCAUCAGCCAUUGUAGUAUAGAGCAAAUGAGGGUUAAAUUCCUUGUUUAACCUUUCUGUUACUGGGCCAACGCUCUAACCAGUAGGCUACCUGCCUCACUCUAACACAUUCACUGGAUCAACAAGAUGGUGUCAUACUCAUGCUACAUAAACUUUUUUUAUUUUCUUAUAAUCAUAUAUUUUAUUUUAUGAUCCCUCUGAUAAACACAUAAUACACAGGUAAUAAACACAUCAUGCAGCUUUAAUGUCUCAUCCAAAAGGAUUUCCCUGUCUACAUUCAUGACAGAUAAGAAAAUGACAUAUGAAAAUGUUUAUUCUCAUAGUCAUCCUAUGAGGGAAAUCAUUACCUCUGGCCUAGCGAAACAAGAGCUGCUGGUGUGCAUGCAUAAACCACUCUGAUGUUUGCUCCGUUAAAGAUUAGAAUAGAUUGAAAAUGAUGUGUCUUCAAGCAGAUUGUCAGAGCACCUGGCCCUAGCCGAUUGGCUCUUUGCCCUCGGGUCACGCCCUCUCCACAUGAUCACCUGUCAUGUCAUUGCAAUAUAACCCAGUGUAUCUAACUCAGUCCACUGCUGUGUGUGUUGUGCUGCAGGACCAGCAUCAAUGGCGUUCCGGAAGGCCUUGAAAGGGACAGCUAUCAUCGGGACUGGGGCGGCCGCUGCUCUUCUGGGCCUGUCACAACUGUCGGAAUACAGAAAGACACAGGUAGGCCUGGGAGAUUUGAGACAUUGAGAUUAUUUAGUGGGUUAGGUUGCAUUUUACACAAUCUGCUUGUGUUGUUGUUUUGUAAACUCGUUUUUCUGAUACUUGUAUGGAUGUUGAGUUUGUAUGCUGCAUUGAGGACAUUAACGUUUUCUAAUCUGAUCUUAUGUUGCCAAGGUUGUGGUUGUCUGUUUCUAAAGUCAGGACCUGUAAAUGACACCUCAGAGUCCCUCUGCUGCAGGUUACGUAUAGUAACGAGAGUGGGAGAGCAUCUGACAAUGGCAGGGCAGGCUCCUGUGAGUCUACUAGGGAACGGCCAUCUGGGCAGCAGGUUGGCAUUUAUUGGGAAGACUAAUGUACUGGAGGCAGCUGUGUGGUCACUAGCUGGCACACACCUUAAGCCUAACCUGAAAGUAAGACCAAAUAGAGCACUUUUUUUCAUGAAUUUUUACAAUAUAGCCAAUUUUGACUUUGCAGCUGGCCCAUCUAGCAGAAUUCACUCAGUUCUGCCUCCAGGACAAGAUUCGUGACAGUGAACGUCAGCCUGCAUCUGGGCAUGUCUUAUCUAGACUGAGGAAUGUGUUCCACUUUUAUUCAACACUAUACUGCUUAGAUGGGACUGCUGUGUAGAGUAAAGUUGACCUGAAUAUGAAGACAGUCAAUGGGACUGCUGUGUAGAGUGAAGUUGACCUGAAUAUGAAGACAGUCAAUGGGACUGCUGUGUAGAGUGAAGUUGACCUGAAUAUGAAGACAGUCAAUGGGACUGCUGUGUAGAGUGAAGUUGACCUGAAUAUGAAGACAGUCAAUGGGACAAACCCUGAUCAUAAAAUAGCUCAAUUUCUGUCUCAACUUGCCAUAAACUGCCUUCGGGAGUGGUAAGAUGGACUUUAGCUAUGUGACGUGAGUAGUUCUUAUGUCUUAUUUCAUUUAUGUUCAGACAAGUAAGGGAACAUGACUUAUGAUGUUUGAUUAGUACACUGAAAUAAUCAACACUAUUUCGGCGACAAACAAACAAACGGAGGUGCAAUGGGAGUCCUGAUUAUUUUUCAUUUAAUCAAAUCUGAUGAAGCUCAUGUGGAUCAUGUAGCAUAGCGUCUGAAACUCUAGGGAACUGGCAAAAAUACCCCUCCAUGAUGUUUCCAUGGCAAUGCAUCACUUGAUAUUAUUCAUAGGGCAACUGCAGUGUGAACAAGCAUUAGCCUGGUCCCAGAUCAGUUUGUGCCGAACAUGUUUGACGUGAUAAUGACUAUAUUGACAGCACAAACCAUUCUGAGACCAGGAGACCACUGCAUCACUGUAGACCAGGGAUUGAAAUAGCCAAGGAGUCACGCGGGUAACGUUAGAAAGAGAGAAACAGGUGCAUCUUGACCUCUGAACCUAGUCAGAACCUCAGAUAUAAAUACGACUUACAGUAUACCUUCUAUUUCAAUGGUAUGUUAUUACAAGUGACAUACCAGGUCACUUGUCCAAAGCAUCUGAGCCUUUGUGUGACCCUUUGUCCUAAUGUGAACUUUUAUUUCUGUAUCCUGGUAUGAUAUCUUGUCCCCCAACCUUCCUCCCAAACAAGAAUAAAUGGGUAAGCAAAAGUCAAACGCCUCCGAAUAAAUAAUAAUAAUCUGCAAUCAUGCAUGCGGACGACGGUAGCCAACACUAACUAACCCUUGAGAUUCUACUGCUAAUUGGAUAAAUAUGUCUGCUUGGUCUCCUCUGUGACAAGGGCACAAUCUCUUUCUCUCUUUCAGCUUGAACGUUUUUUUGUUUUCUGGCGGUGGGCGAUUGGACAUUUGCAUGACAUCCACUGUCUCACUGACUCCAUGUACUCAACGUGAUUGCAGGGCAGACUGCCACUUAAUUGUCUGUGGGUGUUUAAAUAUGCACGUCCAUGGAAAUAGACACUAAUUAUUUGAUCUUGUUUGCUGUUACGGUCCUAAAUUACAAAUGCCCGGGUUUCAUUCACAGAUUUGCAAGUCAAAUGGACCAAGUGGCGUCGCAGCAGCUCGAUGUAAUCAUUUAGAGAAUAAAAUGUUAAAUAGAAAAAGGAAUAAAAUGUUUCAUUAUGGCAGCCAUCCUUGACUUGCUUGUCCCCAUGAUCCUUGAGUUCAGAACAGACUUGAUUUGACUUUGUUCUUUUUUCCUCGAGUUAUUUUGUGCGUUUGCAUAUCAGACACCAGGAAUCAUUGUUAUUAUCGAAGUACUACAAGCAGGGGUCUUUCUGUAUGAAUAUGAUUGCAGGGUACAACCCUUAACAAUAUGCGUACCUGAUUUUGUUGUUGUGACCAUAGAUAUCUAUGGUCGUGACAAUGUUGUUGUGACAAUGUAGACACAUCUAUCCCAGAGGAGAUUAUCCAAGGUUUAAGGCAUUGCUUUAUGCCUUCACUAAUCUCUGAACCCAGAACCAAAUCUUGAUUAUGUUCACAGUCUGUCACAAAAGACUAUGCCUUCACUAAAAUAGAUUUAACUGUGUAUGUACUGCAUGUUGUCCAGGCACGGCUGGCGUAUGUAGCGGCGGAGGGGGAGUUACAGCAGCCGUUUAAAGAUGAGCUCCCAACCAGACAGGCUCAGCUCUCCACCCUGCAAGACACUGAGGAGUUUGACGUCCUUGUCGUAGGGGGAGGGGCCACAGGCUCCGGAUGUGCCUUAGACGCUGUCACACGCAGUGAGUCCCCAAUGAACUGCACCGUUUUGGGAAAACCUUUUUGGGUUGGGGGUCAAUUACAUUUCAGUUCAGUCAAUGUGCAGGAGAGUCGAGGCUAUUCUUCUCUCAAUAUUAUGAGGCCCUCAAUGCAAUAUGCAUGCCCUGCCAUUUUCCCUUCAUGAAUAUUAUACGACAGGAGAAGCACAUGGAAGUCAUAACCUAGCAAAAGCCUCCUGAAUAGCUCUGACUCUGAGGGUGCGUCCGAAAUGGCACCCUAUUCCCUAUAUAGACAUGAUCAGUCUAUAAUUUUAAUGGUAGGUUUAUUGGAACAGUGAGAGACAGAAUAACAACAAAAAAAUCCAGAAAAACGCAUGUCAAAAAUGUUAUAAAUUGAUUUGCAUUUUAAUGAGGGAAAUAAGUAUUUGACCCCUCUGCAAAACAUUACAUAGUACUUGGUGGCAAAACCCUUGUUGGCAAUCACAGAGGUCAGACGUUUCUUGUAGUUGGCCACCAGGUUUGCACACAUCUCAGGAGGGAUUUUGUCCCACUCCUCUUUGCAGAUCUUCUCCAAGUCAUUAAGGUUUCGAGGCUGACGUUUGGCAACUCGAACCUUCAGCUCCCUCCACAGAUUUUCAAUGGGAUUAAGGUCUGGAGACUGGCUAGGCCACUCCAGGACCUUAAUGUGCUUCUUCUUGAGCCACUCCUUUGUUGCCUUGGCCGUGUGUUUUGGGUCAUUGUCAUGCUGGAAUACCUAUCCACGACCCAUUUUCAAUGCCCUGGCUGAGGGAAGGAGGUUCUCACCUAAGAUUUGACGGUACAUGGCCCCGUCCAUCGUCCCUUUGAUGCGGUGAAGUUGUCCUGUCCCCUUAGCAGAAAAACACCCCCAAAGCAUAAUGUUUCCACCUCCAUGUUUGACGGUGGGGAUGGUGUUCUUGGGGUCAUUGGCAGAAUUCCUCGUCCUCCAAACACGGCGAAUUGAGUUGAUGCCAAAGAGCUCCAUUUUGGUCUCAUCUGACCAUAACACUUUCACCUAGUUCUCCUCUGAAUCAUUCAGAUGUUCAUUGGCAAACUUCAGAUGGGCCUGUAUAUGAACUGUCUUGAGGAGGGGGACCUUGCGGACGCUGCAGGAUUUCAGUCCUUCACGGCGUAGUGUGUUACCAAUUGUUUUCUUGGUGAUUAUGGUCCCAGCUGCCUUGAGAUCAUUGACAAGAUCAUCCCGUGUAGUUCUGGGUUGAUUCCUCACCGCUCUCAUGAUCAUUGCAACUCCACGAGGUGAGAUCUUGCAUGGAGCCCCAGGCCGAGGGAAAUUGACAGUUAUUUUGUGUUUCUUCUAUUUGCGAAUAAUCGCACCAACUGUUGUCAACUUCUCACCAAGCUGCUUGGCGAUGGUCUUGUAGCCCAUUCCAGCCUUGUGUAGGUCUACAAUCUUGUCCCUGACAUCCUUGGAGAGCUCUUUGGUCUUGGCCAUGGUGGAGAGUUUGGCAUCUGAUUGAUUGAUUGCUUCUGUGGACAGCUGUCUUUUAUACAGGUAACAAGCUGAGAUUAGGAGCACUCCCUUUAAGAGUGUGCUCCUAAUCUCAGAUCGUUACCUGUAUAAAAGACACCUGGGAGCCAGAAAUCUUUCUGAUUGAGAGGGGGUCAAAUACUUAUUUCCCUCAUUGAAAUGCAAAUCAAUUUCUAACAUUUUUGACAUGCGUUUUUCUGUUUUUUUGUUGUUGUUAUUCUGUCUCUCACUGUUCAAAUAAACCUACCAUUAAAAUUAUAGACUGAUAAUUUAUUUGUCAGUGGGAGUGCACUAUGUUUGACCAGAGCCCUGGUUGAAGGUAGUGCGCUAUAUAGGGAAUAGGGUGCCAUUUCAGCCAGUCUGAGUCUAAAUCCUAGUCUUGUCUUGAUCUGUCUCUGUGUCUCUGCUCUCCUAGACCUUAAGACUGCCCUGGUGGAGAGGAAUGAUUUCUCAUCGGGGACCAGCAGCCGCAGCACCAAGCUCAUCCACGGGGGAGUACGUUACCUCCAAAAGGCCAUCAUGAAAUUAGAUUACGAACAGGUAAACGGCUCGCUUCUCCCAUGCUGCCUGACAGUUGGUUCCCUCUGUGAUCACAUUGCUUUGUUUUCCCCCGUUGUGGACAUUUGUCAUUGAAAAGAGAUUGAGAGGUUGGAAGAUUCAGAGGGUUUUAGGGCACUAGGUGUUUCCAAUAAUCCUUCUUUAGUCUCGUAUUGUGUUAAUGCUACGAGCAUACUCAUACUAUUCUACCAACAUGCACUGUAUUACAUACUCAUACUAUUCUACCAACAUGCACUGUAUUACAUACUCAUACUAUUCUACCAACAUGCACUGUAUUACAUACUCACACUAUUCUACCAACAUGCACUGUAUUACAUACUCACACUAUUCUACCAACAUGCACUGUAUUACAUACUCACACUAUUCUACCAACAUGCACUGUAUUACAUACUCAUACUAUUCUACCAACAUGCACUGUAUUACAUACUCAUACUAUUCUACCAACAUGCACUGUAUUACAUACUCAUACUAUUCUACCAACAUGCACUGUAUUACAUACUCAUACUAUUCUACCAACAUGCACUGUAUUACAUACUCACACUAUUCUACCAACAUGCACUGUAUUACAUACUCAUACUAUUCUACCAACAUGCACUGUAUUACAUACUCAUACUAUUCUACCAACAUGCACUGUAUUACAUACUCACACUAUUCUACCAACAUGCACUGUAUUACAUACUCAUACUAUUCUACCAACAUGCACUGUAUUACAUACUCAUACUAUUCUACCAACAUGCACUGUAUUACAUACUCAUACUAUUCUACCAACAUGCACUGUAUUACAUACUCAUACUAUUCUACCAACAUGCACUGUAUUACAUACUCAUACUAUUCUAACAACAUGCACUGUAUUAUGUGUUAGAUGAUAUCUAGCCAUUUUACUGUACCUCUAAACCCCUCUUUCCCCUGUUCUCAGUACAUGAUGGUGAAAGAGGCUCUCCACGAGCGCUCCAACCUGCUAGAAAUCGCCCCUCAUCUGUCUGCCCCACUACCCAUCAUGCUCCCUGUUUACAAGUAAGACACGAGUCCAUACAGUUAGUAGAAUGAGAGUUACACCCUGUCAACUGAAAAUGUUAUGAGUGGUUGGUGGUUGUUCAACCGGAUACAAGCCAGAUGGCCAUUCUGUAUAACAGACAGCAAUACCAGGUGUCCUCUAAUGGUUACCUCUAACGGUUACCUCUAAUGGUUACGUCUAAUGGUUACGUCUAAUGGUUACCUCUAACGGUUACCUCUAACGGUUACCUCUAAUGGUUACUGACUGAAAGUCACUCUGCAUAAGAGCAUCUGCUAAAUGACCAACAUGUAAAUGUAAUGGCUGAAUGUACUCUGUCUACUGGGCUGGUAUAAAGAUGCUGUACUGUACUAUCUGUGUAUAGAUGGUGGCAGCUGCCGUACUACUGGGCUGGUACUACUACGUACUAUCUGUGUAAGAUGGUGGCAGCUGCCAACUACUGGGCUGGUAUAAGAUGCUGUACUGUACUAUCUGUGUAUAGAUGGUGGCAGCUGCCGUACUACUGGGCUGGUAUAAAGAUGCUGUACUGUACUAUCUGUGUAUAGAUGGUGGCAGCUGCCGUACUACUGGGCUGGUAUAAAGAUGCUGUACUGUACUAUCUGUGUAUAGAUGGUGGCAGCUGCCAUACUACUGGGCUGGUAUAAAGAUGCUGUACUGUACUAUCUGUGUAUAGAUGGUGGCAGCUGCCGUACUACUGGGCUGGUAUAAAGAUGCUGUACUGUACUAUCUGUGUAUAGAUGGUGGCAGCUGCCGUACUACUGGGCUGGUAUAAAGAUGCUGUACUGUACUAUCUGUGUAUAGAUGGUGGCAGCUGCCAUACUACUGGGCUGGUAUAAAGAUGCUGUACUGUACUAUCUGUGUAUAGAUGGUGGCAGCUGCCCGUACUACUGGGCUGUAUAAGAUGCUGUACUGUACUAUCUGUGUUAGAUGGUGGCAGCUGCCAUACUACAGGGCUGGUAUAAAGAUGCUGUACUGUACUAUCUGUGUAUAGAUGUGGCAGCUGCCAUACUACUGGCUGGUAUAAAGAUGCUGUACUCUACUAUCUUGUAUAGAUGGUGGCAGCUGCCAUACUACUGGCUGGUAUAAAGAUGCUGUACUGUACUAUCUGUGUAUAGAUGGUGGCAGCUGCCGUACUACUGGGCUGGUAUAAAGAUGCUGUACUCUACUAUCUGUGUAUAGAUGGUGGCAGCUGCCGUACUACUGGGCUGGUAUAAAGAUGUACGACCUGGUGGCUGGAGGCCAGUGUCUGAAGAGCAGCUAUGUGCUCAGUAAGAACAAGGCCCUGGAACUCUUCCCCAUGCUGAAGAAAGACAAGCUGGUAGGAGCCAUCGUCUACUAUGAUGGUGAGUAGUUCUCAUUGUUAUCUUCAUUCAAAGGGCUUUUUAGUCCAGGGUUAGGUUUAAUAUGGGUCCGGGGAACUGCUCCAAAAUGUAUUACACUCUGGAUAAGAGCGUCUGCUAAAUGACUAGAAUGUAAAUGUAAAUGAAUUGCUAGACAUACUAACACUUCAGUCAGUUAUGCUCCUAUAGGAUGGUAAUAACCUUCUCAUUUAUCAAGAGGCUUCCCUUCUGUUUGCUAAGUGGGCUAUGUCUAGCGCCGGUACAUGUCUAGCGCCGGUACAUGUCUAGCGCCGGUACAUGUCUAGCGCCGGUACAUGUCUAGCGCCAUACAUUAAGAAUUCAUAUUAGCCCACACUGUUAUUAAACAAAACAUUUUCAUAAAAAUAGUGCCUUUUUCCCAACAGUAACAACAUUAUAUUUCCUUACUGUGGGUGUGAAUUAAAUGUGGCCCAAGUCAACAACAAGACAAGACACAAGGGAGCCGGUGGCCAUCAGAUCUCAUAAGUCCAUUGAUGCCUGAACCAAUGCGUCUGCGAGCAGCUUGUGCUCUCUAUGUGCCUUGGGCCAAGGCUGUGAAGUGUGUGCGUGGCCACGGAGACGACCAAUCAUAUGUUCCUGCUCUAUCUGGGUGUAUUCUGUGCAGAUAAUGUCCCGUUAGUUGACUGGAGGCCUCUCUUUUUCACACCAACAACAGCCAACUCUGUGCCUGAAGGCUGUCUGAAUCAGUCAGUCUACAUUUAGAUUCUACUGGGUCCCUCCAAGAGUGGAAAGCUCUUCUCUGAGGGGGAUAAUAUACCAGGCCAGAUAUCUGAGCAGCAGUUCGUCACAUUCACUCACUUGACUUUCUGAGGAAAAGAGUGAGGCAUGUUGAUAUUUCUUUUGUAGCAUUUUGUUUAUUUGAAUGCGUUUUGAUUAUUGCUAAUUUGUAAUUUGCAUAACAUAUUUUUAGUUUAACAUUUCUUCCAGGUGGAAUGUAUGGGUAUAUAUUGUCUCUGGGAGUACUGUCUGUCUACCAGCUAACAGAGAGAAUAUUCGGAGGGGUUUUGUGUUGGGUUGAAGCAGCAUUGUUGGGUUGGUUUGUACCCCUCCCCCCAGGAGGCAGAGGGGGUCUUUUCUCUCCAAUUAUUCCGUCUGGAACAAUCACGGCCGUGACAUUUCAGAAGCUGACCUUCUCUGCUACCGCGGCUCAGAGAAGAGGAUAGCAGUACCGUGGUCUGACUGCCAGCCUGCUCUGUCUCCUCCUCUUCUUCGGCCUGCCGGGUGGGAUCUUAGACAGCACCAGUGUUACUCAUUUCCCAGGAGACCAGUGUGGUCCAACACACACACACACCACACACAAAAGACAGGAGUCCUCAUUCUUACUAAUUCAUUCUGCACAAUUGUGUAAUUGAUUUUUUCAGCAAGCAACCAUGAACUGGUUUGUUAGACGUACCGUAUUUUGAGAUACCAACCAGGUCUCCAGUCAUACCUUCUGCUGCCUAAUGUGAGGCGUCAGCUCAGCCAAGCACACCCCAGCCCCACUCCAGCCCACCUCAGCCCACCCCAGGCCAGCCCUGCCCACCCUAGCCGACCCCAUCCCAGACCACCCCAACCCUGGCUGUCACAACUAGCCCUGUCACCUCUCUUUCCCAUCUCACAAGCUCUCUCACUCUAGUGAUUUGAGUAGCACCAGGAAGCAUGGAUGAGGACCGGGCCCUGAGGGCAGGAAUGAACCAAAUGCCCCUGCAAGGGAUUCCCACACAUUAGAUACACCACAGCCACACUGCACUUCAAGGCGCCGUUCCAAUACUAUUUAACUUUUUGGGCAACCCGACCAAAUUCACAUAGAAAUGUGAGUUAUAGAUCUGUAAUUCUCAUUGAAACCAAGUCUAAGAAGCAGUAGAUCUGUUCUAUGUGUGCUAUUUCUAUGAUUCUAUUCUUAAGUUUAGUUUUUUGCGUUUUUUACUUUCAAACAGCUGAAAAUACAAUAUUUUUGUUUAUGGAAAAUAUAUUUCACAGCGGUUUAGAUGGUACAAUGAUUCUCUACACUAUAAUUGCUUGUUUUGGCACAUAAACUGGAAUUAGGCGAACUAUUCAGAUUUUUCACAACCAGGAAAUGGCGGAACAAUUUCUGCAUAGAGCACCUUUAAAGAAAUCUUACUUCCUUGUUUCUAUUUCUCUUCGACCCACUAUCGACCUAUCGUCUCUCCCCCUUCACCCCCCCCCCCCCACCCAGGACAGCAUAAUGAUGCUCGUAUGAACCUGGCGAUCGCCCUGACAGCAGCCAGACAUGGUGCUGCCAUCGCUAACUACACAGAGGUGGUCCACCUGCUGAAGAAGACAGACGCAGUGACGGGCAAGGAGAAGGUCUGUGGGGCGCGCUGCAGGGACGUUAUUACAGGUACGCAUGCACACACACACACACACACACACACACCACACACACACACACACACACACACACACAAAGACACAGUAUGACGGUGGUUUUUGAUUGAAACUGUUAUGAUCUCUCACAGGAAAUGAAUUUGACGUCAGAGCCAAAUGUGUCAUCAACGCCACGGGACCGUUCACUGACUCUCUGAGGAAAAUGGACGACGGGAAAAACACUAACAUUUGCCAGCCCAGUGCUGGGGUUCACAUAGUUAUCCCUGGUUAUUACAGGUACAGUACAGGGACAGCACCACACUGUCACACCUUCACACCAGGGACAGCAACACCCUGUCACACCUUCACACCAGGGACAGCAACACCCUGUCACACCUUCACACCAGGGACAGCACACUCUGUCACACCUUCACACCAGGGACAGCAACACUCUGUCACACCUUCACACCAGGGACAAUAGCACCCUCACAACCAGUUAAACUUAGGUCAUGAAUUUAAAUUCAACUCAUGAAUUGAAAAGUGUCAUUUAUUUUUAAUGAGGGAAUUUCAAUUCAGCAGCGCUGACCAACCAGGUCUUCCUAAAUGUAGUUGUCAUAUCCAUAGCCCCUCCUCCCUCUGCCCUGUUCUUGUAGUCCUGACAACAUGGGUCUCCUGGACCCGGCAACCAGCGACGGCCGUGUCAUCUUCUUCCUGCCCUGGGAGAAGAUGACCAUCGCCGGGACAACGGACACGCCCACUGACGUCACCGCCCAUCCCAUCCCCAGGGAGGAAGACAUCAACUUCAUCCUGAACGAAGUCCGCAAUUACCUCAGCCCUGAUGUAGAGGGUACGUAACCCCCCCAAACUACCUCAGCCCUGAUGUAGAGGGGACGUAACCCCCCCAAACUACCUCAGCCCUGAUCUAGAGGGACGUAACCCCCCCAAACUACCUCAGCCGUGAUGUAGAGGGUACGUAACCCCCCAAACUACCUCAGCCCUGAUGUAGAGGGACGUAACCCCCCCAAACUACCUCAGCCCUGAUGUAGAGGGGACGUAACCCCCCCCAAACUACCUCAGCCCUGAUGUAGAGGGACGUAACCCCCCCAAACUACCUCAGCCCUGAUGUAGAGGGUCCGUAACCCCCAAACUACCUCAGCCCUGAUGUAGAGGAUACGUAACCCCCCCAAACUACCUCAGCCCUGAUGUAGAGGGUCCGUAACCCCCAAACUACCUCAGCCCUGAUGUAGAGGUCCGUAACCCCCAAACUACCUCAGCCCUGAUGUAGUGGACACGUAACGUUGACUUUCAAACAGCACAGCAGCUAGUAAUUAUGCUGGAGACACUACAGGCUUGAUUUUCUGAUUGUUUAGCUUGAAAUGGGUUUGCCGUUUGAUGUAAUACCUGUCCGAUGCCUCUGUGCCUCAGGUAACGAUCUCUGUCACCACAUGCAGAUGAGAUUCACUGUGUUCUCUGACUGGUUCUAGGACCUCUGAUAAGAUAUGAUAUGAUGUGGUCAUUUGAUUUAGCAGAAUCUUGUGUGCGAUACUGACUCUGUCCUCUCCCUGUGGUCCUCAGUGAGGAGAGGAGACGUCCUGGCAGCAUGGAGUGGUAUCCGUCCUCUGGUCACUGACCCCAACUCUAAAGACACCCAGUCCAUCUGCAGGAACCACAUAGUCAACGUCAGCGACAGCGGCCUGGUCACCAUUGCAGGUCAGUGCCUACUCUAAAACAAGUUGUAUCCUGAUUCAGUGCUAUAUACCUGUAGUAGUUUAUAGUGUGUUAGUAGCCAUCAAUAGCCCUUAGCCUAUAGACUUUUUCCUGCUCAAAUUUGAUAGGGCAUGUCCUGUAUUCUGUCUGGCCAUGUAUCUAAUAAUAAUGAUAAUUUGGUGGGUGUUUGUAUUUGUCCUAUUUCAUAUAUCUACAAGUGUGUAUUAUACACAUGUGAAUUGGAAAUGUGUUUUUUGCAAAUCCCACUCCCCCUGAGACACCCUCAGAGAGCAAUUAGGGUUAAGUGCCUUGCUCAAGAGCACAUCGACAGAUGUUUCAACUUAUCGGCUCGGGGAUUUGAACUAGCGACUUUCGGUGACUGGCCCAAUGCACUAACCGCUAAGCUACCCCUAUCGUAUCGGGUGUGUGUAACGUGGAUGAUCCCAUCACCUCAGGUGGGAAGUGGACAACAUACCGCUCCAUGGCGGAGGAGACCCUGGACGCAGCGGUUGCAGCCCACAGGCUGGGGGGCGGGCCCAGUAAGACAGUGGGUCUGGUGCUGGAGGGGGGCCAAGACUGGACCCCCACCUUGUACAUCCGACUGGUGCAGGACUACGGCCUGGAGAAUGAGGUGGGGACAGACCCUUCCCAUAGACCUUCAGUCUUUAGCCACCAUUUUGGAUCUAUAAUUCUCCCUAAGGCAAUGUCAAUUGCACUAUGGUUACACAGGCAGUGCCUUGCAAAAGUAUUCAUCUCCCUUGGCGUUUUUCCUAUUUUGUUGCAUUACAACCUGUAAUUUAAAUGGAUUUUUAUUUGGAUUUCAUGUAAUGGACAUACAUAAAAUAGUCCAAAUUGGUGAAGUGAAAUGAAAAAAAUAACUUGUUUCAAAAACUUCUAAAAAAGAAAUAACGGAAAAGUGGUGCAUGCAUAUGUAUUCACCCCCUUUGCUAUGAAGCCCCUAAAUAAGUUCUGGUGCAACCAAUUACCUUCAGAAGUCACAUAAUUAGUUAAAUAAAGUCCACCUGUGUGCAAUCUAAGUGUCACAUGAUCUCAGUAUAUAUACACCUGUUCCGAAAGGCCCCAGAGUCUGCAACACCACUAAGCAAGGGGCACCACCAAGCAAGCGGCACCAUGAAGACCAAGGAGCUCUCCAAACAGGUCAUGGACAAAGUUGUGGAGAAGUACAGAUCAGGGUUGGGUUAUAAAAAAAUAUAUCCGAAACUUUGAACAUCCCACGGAGCACCAUUCAAUCCAUUAUUAAAAAAUUGAAAGAAUAUGGCACCACAACAAACCUGCCAAGAGAGGGCCGCCCACCAAAACUCACGGACCAGGCAAGGAGGGCAUUAAUCAGAGAGGCAACAAAGAGACCAAAGAUAACCCUGAAGAAGCUGCAAAGCUCCACAGCGGAGAUUGGAGUAUAUGUCCAUAGGACCACUUUAAGCCGUACACUCCACAGAGCUGGGCUUUACGGAAGAGUGGCCAGAAAAAAGCCAUUGCUUAAAGAAAAAAUAUAUGUUUGGUGUUUGCCAAAAGGCAUGUGGCAGACUCCCCAAACAUAUGGAAGAAGGUACUCUGGUCAGAUGAGACUAAAAUUGAGCUUUUUGGCCAUCAAGGAAAACGCUAUGUCUGGCGCAAACCCAACACCUCUCAUCACCCCGAGAACACAAUCCCCACAGUGAAGCAUGGUGGUGGCAGCAUCAUGCUGUGGGGAUGUUUUUCAUCGGCAGGGACUGGGAAACUGGUCAGAAUGGAAGGAAUGAUGGAUGGCGCUAAAUACAGGGAAAUUCUUGAGGGAAACUUGUUUCAGUCUUACAGAGAUUUGAGACUGGGACGGAGAUUCACCUUCCAGCAGGACAAUGACCCUAAGCAUAAUGCUAAAGAAACACUUGAGUGGUUUAAGGGGAAACCUUUAAAUGUCUUGGAAUGGCCUAGUCAAAGCCCAGACCUCAAUCCAAUUGAGAAUCUGUGGUAUGACUUAAAGAUUGCUGUACACCGGCGGAACCCAUCCAACUUGAAGGAGCUGGAGCAGUUUUGCCUUGAAGAAUGGGCAAAAAUCCCAGUGGCUAGAUGUGCCAAGCUAAUAGAGACAUACCCCAAGAGACUUGCAGCUGUAAUUGCUGCAAAAGGUGGCUCUACAAAGUAUUGACUUUGGGGGGGGUGAAUAGUUAUGCACGCUCAUGUUUUCAGUUUUUUUGUGUUAUUUCUUGUUUGUUUCAGAAGAAAAAAUAUUUUGCAUCUUCAAAGUGAUAGGCAUGUUGUGUAAAUCAAAUGAUACAAACCCCCCCAAAAUCAAUUUUAAUUCCAGGUUGUAAGGCAACAAAAUAGGAAAAAUGCCAAGGGGGGUGAAUACUUUCGCAAGCCACUGUAUAUCAUAUAUCAGAACAUGUAACGUUGGUUAACGGUUGGAUGAAGGUUGAAAAUGUUGAGAUGAUGUUGCGUUACAAGACAGCAGUACACAGGGAUAUUGAUCCGAGGCUCUAGACCAGGGGUACUCAACUCUUACCCUACGAGGUCCGGCGCCUGCUGGUUUUCUGUUCUACCUGAUAAUUAAUUGCAAACACCUGGUGUCCCAGGUCUAAAUCAGUCCCUGAUUAGAGGGGAACAAUGAAAAAAGGUAGUGGAACUGGCUUGGAGGUCCAGAGUUGAGUUUGAAGGCUCUAGACCAGACCAGUGUACUUCCCUUUCAAGGUUUUAGAAGUCAUCUGUACCAGGUAGGCUCCACUUCCUAUCUAUGUUAACUUCUCAUUAGAGAAAGCCUUCCCCACCAUUAGGGUUUUUUCUAUAAUAUUCCAAAAGGUCAGUGUUCAUAUUUUGACAGCAUUUGACCUUUUGUUGAGAGAGCUAAGCCAACCAUCUGAAUAGCAAUAACCCCUUGUUUGGUCCAAACACAUGAUAAAUCAUAGACAUAACUGUAUGUACCCAUCACCCACCUCAGCAUAUCCAAAACAUUGGAGCUGUGCUGAAAGAUCGUAUCGAUCCACAAGGAGUUGCCUUUUAACAGCUGCCUGCUGCGUUUCACAAUACUCUCUCAAUACUGUCUUUGGCAAACGCUGUUGGUCAUAUUCAAACAAAACCAUUAACUGGUCUUCAAUCAUAAAGUGUCACCCUAAACCUUGUUUCAUUGAUUAUAUGACCCCACACAAUGCCCUCUCACAGUGCAAUGCCAUUUUGUCUUGGUAAAACCUCAAACAUGGAUUGCGGUUUUGAUUGAAUAGUGCCAUGUUUCCCAUAAUUCCACAGGUUGCCCAGCACCUGGCAGCGACGUACGGGGGGAAGGCAUUCGACGUGGCCAAGAUGGCGCGGGUCACUGGGAAGAGGUGGCCCAUCGUAGGGAAGAGACUGGUCUCUGAAUUCCCUUACAUUGAGAGUGAGGUGCAGUAAGGCUACUACAGAAUACUGCAUCAGAUUUGGAAAAGACAGCAUGUUUAUGUACACACACACACACACACACACACACACACACACACACAUCAUGACCAUAGACUAUUACGUUCUAUUAUCUAUCCAAUUGAAACACUCCCCCCACCCUCCUCCAGGUGAGGUAUGCCAUUAAGGAGUAUGCUUGUACAGCCAUCGAUGUGAUCGCCAGGCGCACACGGCUGGGUUUCCUCAACGUGCAGGCUGCUGAUGAGGCACUGCCACGCAUCGUAGAGAUCAUGGGAAAGAUGCUGGACUGGAGUGAUGAAAAGAGGACGGUACGUCACUAACUGUUGUUCCCGUCUUCUAGACUGUAGUUCAAAUGACUGUCUGGCAGUGUUACAGAAAGUAUUUUAGAACACCUUUUAAAUAACAUAUACAAACAAAGAAAUACUUUUUUACGUUUAAAAAUAACAACUUGCCUUAAUAUCUAUCUUUAAAUCCAUCUUUGUAUGAUUUCCUGUCCAGUAAAGACUUAGGACCUGUUUUAAUACAACCAUUGUUUUAAUGAUUCAGUGACUACAAUGCAUUCUCUCAUUCUCACUCACUGGACUAAUAAUAAUGUUUUGAUUUGAGUAGGGCCAACCCUAAAUCCAUGUGCUGCUAUUCCGUUUUAUAGGAGCGCUGGAGCCGCUGUUAGAUCAGAGUAUAAUAGUAGGCGCUACGCCCUUCCUGGAUUUCCCCCUCCAGGGGGGUGUGUGUGAACUUUCCCCCAGUUCUGGUAUUCCUGUUGUCCUGCUCUUUACAGGUUUAGUACAAGAUGCAUGAGUUCCUUUUACUUUAUAAGUUGUUGUUACAGUUAGCUAUGAUCCCUUUUCAUGAAUUAUGACUUAAAUGAGUUAUGAUUAAAGUUAUGAAGAAUAUACACUAUAUAUACAAAUGUAUGUGGACACCCCUUCAAAUUAGUGGAUUCAGCUAUUUCAGCCAAGUCAACAAGUCAGUUCGUCAAAUGUCUGCCCUGCUAGAGCUGCCCCGGUCAACUGUAAGUGCUGUUAUUGUGAAGUGGAAACGUCUAGGAGUAACAACGGGUCAGCCGCGAAGUGGUAGACCACACAAGCUCACAGAACAGGACUGCCGAGUGCUGAAGCGCCUAGCACGUAAAAAUCGUCUGUCCACGGUUGCAACACUAACUACCAAGUUCCAAACUGCCUCUGGAAGCAACGUCAGCACAAUAACUGUUCGUCGGAAGCUUCAUGAAAUGGGUUUCCAUGGCCGAGCAGCCGCACACAAGCCUAAGAUCACCUAGCGCAAUGCCAAGCGUUGGCUGGAGUGGUGUAAAGCUCGCCGGCAUUGGACUCUGGAUCAGUGGAAACGCGUUCUCUGGAGUGAUGAAUCACGCUUCACCAUCUGGCAGUCCGACGGACGAAUCUGAGUUUGGCUGAUGCCAGGAGAACGCUACCUGCCCCAAUGCAUAGUGCCAAUUGUAAAGUUUGGUGGAGGAGGAAUAAUGGUAUGGGGUUGUUUUUCAUGGUUUGGGCUAGGCCCCCUUAGUUCCAGUGAAGGGAAAUCUUAAUGCUACAGCAUACAAUGACAUUCUAGAUGAUUCUGUGCUUCCAACUUUGUGGCAACAGUUUGGGGAAGGCCCUUUCCUGUUCCAGCAUGACAAUGCCCCCGUGCAGAAGGUGAGGUCCAUACAGAAAUGUUUUGUCGAGAUCGGUGUGGAAGAACUUGACUGACCUGCACAGAGCCCUGACCUCAACCCAAUCGAACACCUUUGGGAUGAAUUGGAACGCCGACUGCGAGCCAGGCCUAAUCGCUCAACAUCAGUGCCCGACCUCACUAAUGCUCUUGUGGCUGAAUGGAAGCAAGUCCCCGCAGCAAUGUUCCAAUAUAUAGUGGAGAGCCUUCCCAGAAGAGUGCAGGUUGUUGUAGCAGCAAAGAGGGGACCAACUCCAUAUUAAUGCCCAUGAUUUUAGAAUGAGAUGUUCGAUGAGCAGGUGUCCACAUACCUUUGGUCAUGUAGUGUAACUUAUCUUCACUACCAUGGUUUGUUUAGGAGGAGCUGGAAGCUGCUAAGAAGUUCCUGUACCUUGAGAUGGGCUACAGGUCCCGCUCUGAGCAGCUGACCGGGACCUCAGAGAUCACACUGGACACACAGGAAGUGGCAAGGUACUCUACUUCCUGUCUACUUUACUCUCUACUUCCUGUCUACUUUACACUCUACUUCCUGUCUACUUUACUCUCUACUUCCUGUCUACUUUACGCUCUACUUCCUGUCUACAUUACACUCUAGGGCAGGGGUGUAAAACUCAAUCAGCGCCAUAUUGAAAAAAACACAACAAAUUUGCAGGCCAGACAUAGCCUAUUCAUAGCCUAUUAUGUGUUUUUUUUUACUAUUAAAAACUGGGCCAAACUGGCCAUUAUUUUAUUUGAAGAAAUAUGGCCCUUUACAAUGUCCACUUACACUGCCUUUGGAAGUAUUCAGACCCCUUGACUUUUUCCACAUUUUGUUACUUUACAGCCUUAUUCUAAAAUUGAUUACAUUGUUUUUUUUCCCUCAUCAAUCUACAUACCCAUAAUGACAAAUGACAAAAAAAUACAGGUUUUUAGAAAUGUUUGCUAAUUUAUUAAAAAUAAAAAACUGAAAUAUCACAUUUACAUAAGUAUUCAGACCCUUUACUCAGUACUGUCUUCUUGAGUAUGACACUACAAGCUUGGCACACCUGUAUUUGGAGAGUUUCUCCCAUUCUUCUCUGCAGAUCCUCUCAAGCUCUGUCAGGUUGGAUGGGGAGCAUCGCUGCACAGCUCUUUUCAGGUCUCUCCAGAGAUGUUAGAUCGGGUUCAAAUCCGGACUCUGGCUGGGCCACUCAAGGACAUUCAGAGACUUGUCCCGAAGCCAUUCCUGCGUUGUCUUGGCUGUGUGUUUAGGGUCGUUGUCCUGUUGGAAGGUGAACUGAGCGCCCUGGAGCAGGUUUUCAUGAAGGAUCUCACUGUACUUUGUUCCGUUCAUCUUUGCCUCGAUCCUGACUAGUCUCCCAGUCCCUGCUGCUGAAAAACAUCCCCAUAGCAUGAUGCUGCCACCACCAUGAUUCACCGUAGGGAUGGUGCCAGGUUUCCUCCAGACAUGACGCUUAACAUUCAGGCCAAAGAGUUCAAUCUUGGUUUCAUCAGACCAGAGAAUCUUGUUUCUCAUGGUCUGAGAGUCUUUAGGUGUCUUUUGGCAAACUCCAAGUGGGCUGUCAUGUGCCUUUUACUGAGGAGUGGCUUCCGUCUAGCCAUUCUACCAUAAAGGCCUGAUUGGUGGAGUGCUGCAGAGAUGGUUGUCCUUCUGGAAGGUUCUCCCAUCUCCACAGAGGAACUCUAGAGCUCUGUCAGAGUGACCAUUGGGUUCUUGGUCACCUCCCUGACCAAGGCCCUUCUCCCCCGAUUGCUCAGUUUGGCCGGGUGGCCAGCUCUAGGAAGAGUCUUGGUGGUUCCAAACUUCUUCCAUUUAAGAAUGAUGGAGGCCACUGUGUUCUUGGGGACCGUCAAUGCUGCAGAAAUAUUUUGGUACCCUUCCCCAGAUCUGUGCCUCGACACAAUCCUGUCUCUGAGCUCUACGGACAAUUCCUUCGACCUCAUGGCUUGGUUUUUGCUCUGACAUGCACUGUCAACUGUGGGACCGUAUAUAGACAGGUUUGUGCAUUUCCAAAUCAUGUAAAUUAAUUGAAUUUACCACAGGUGGACUCCAAUCAAGUUGUAGAAACAUCUCAAGGAUGAUCAAUGGAAACAGGAUGCACCUGAGCUCAAUUUCGAGUCUCAUAGCAAAGGGUCUGAAUACUUAUGUAAAUAAGGUAUUUCUGUUUUUUUAUUUGUAAGAAAUUUGCAAAAAUGUCUAAAAACCUGUUCUCGCUUUGUCGUUAUGGGGUACCGUGUGUAGAUUGCUGAGGAUUAUUUAUUUAUUUUUAAUCCAUUUUAGAAUAAGGCUGUAACGUAACAAAAUGUGGAAAAAGUCAACGGGUCUGAAUACUUUCCGAAGGCACUGUAUGUACAUAGGAUGCUGUAUAUAGCAUUUAUAACAUAUUAAAACAAAAGAAGAGCUCAGUAAUAUUUGUCCAGCCUGCUGCUAUGCUUGCAGAUGUGCAUAAUAUGCUGCGACCCUAAUCAAAAAGUAUUUAAAAACUCAAAAUAACAAAAAUGUAGCUAGGUUGUUGUAACAUUUAAACUUAAAACAUGGAUCACCGCUGUAUGGUGCACUCAAAAUGUCUUGUAGAUGAGUAGUCAGCCUAGCCUACUGCUCAAAUGUUGCUGUUGUUGUGGAAAACUCGAUCCAAAGGCAGAGACUAUUUAAUUGUAUAAUAGAAAAAUCUUUAAUGCAUACGAGCAGCUGCAAGGUAGAUCCGUCUCUGAUCUGAGUCUGGGAAGAACUUGGAGGGGAGAUGGUUAAAUGUCCCUUUUAUAUAGUGUGAGGUGAUAAUAAAAUCAUAUUGUUAACACAACAGUUAUUUUAUACAAGCAACAGUUCCAGAACACAAUGGCCUUGUGUUAGGGUGCACACAUACCAGGAGUCUAUGAAAGGCAUAACAUCACAGUCCAACACAGAACAUAUCUCUUGAGAAGUGACAACAGCUCACCCCAAAUUAUGCCACCACACUGUAACAGGCCUACAUGUUUCUCCUUUGCAUGGUGUUCUGUUGCAGGUUGAGUUGUUUGGUUAUUCACUGUCAAGCUUUAAAAACCGAAGCCAGACGGCAACAUGUUAGUAGCCUAGCUAGGACUGUGGCAUGUGUCUGGACACUUUCCCUCGGCUGCGCGCUGGAAACGGGACACACGAACGCAAUGCAGUUGAUGUUGAAUUCACCGACGUGAGCGUGCAUCAGGCUGUAAUUUCAUAAAGUAGAUGACUCAACUGUUCACUCAUUUAUACUCGCUUGUGUGUCCUAUUGUCCUUUAGUAGUCAUUUAUACCCACGUGUGAAUCCCUUAUCUUAUAACUUUUUGACGACCAAGAUUACAUUUUCUGUAGACGACAGCAAUGACUCGUUGGAACCGAAACGUGGCAUGGACAUGUAGCCUACAACACGUAUAAACUUUGGGUCCGGUAGAAGAUUUGGUCAGUGCCAUUGGUGAUGACAUGAUACAGCUCACUGGCUGGCUGUGUGGGUCUGGAACAGGCGCUGUGUGGCAAUGCACUGCCGUUUGGCGUGCAGCACGUUGACAGUGCUUGCUGUGACUUAUAGUGCAGCGCACUGUGGCUGUAUGGAAGCGGGACAAAAUUAAUUGACAACCCAAAUCAUUGCGCGGGUCCAGAUAGAAAUGUGUCACAGGCCGGAUUCUGCCCGCGGGCCUUGUGUUUGACACGUGUUCUAAGGGAGCAACUGACUGGAUUGAGAUGGACCCCUGAUAUACCAAGGGGUCAAUCUCAAUUCAGGCAGUUGCUCCCUCCCAUCUGACCUUCUUAAGUCACUCCCCUUGAGAUGUUGCCACGAUUUGAGAUGCAGAUUGCAUUAAUAGCUCUGUCUGAUUGACAGGUACACAAACCGGUUCCACAAGUUUGACAAAGACAGUAAAGGCUUCAUCACCACAGUGGAUGUUCAGAGGGUCUUACAGGUGAGAAACUUUCCCGUCUCUCUUUGGAAUCUUUUUCCAUGUGUGCAGACUGGGCUCAUGUAAACUGUGUGCAAAGGCCAUUGCUAAGCAACUAACAAAAGAGGUGUGGCGUUAUUUCCUGAUAUUUUGUCUCACUGGUCUCUCUCCCCCUCCCAGAACAUAAUUUCCUGAUAUUUUGUCUCACUGGUCUCUCUCCCCCUCUCAGAACAUAAUUUCCUGAUAUUUUGUCUCACUGGUCUCUCUCCCCCUCUCAGAACAUAAUUUCCUGAUAUUUUGUCUCACUGGUCUCUCUCCCCCUCUCAGAACAUCAUUUCAUGAUAUUUUGUCUCACUGGUCUCUCUCCCGCUCUCAGAACAUAAUUUCCUGAUAUGUUAUCUCACUGGUCUCUCUCCCCCUCCCAGAACAUCAGUGUUCAGAUUGAUGAGAACGCUCUCCAUGAAAUCCUCAACGAAGUGGACCUCAACAAGAAUGGACAGGUGGAGCUGAAUGAGUUUUUACAGGUAGGUGUUUUUUGUGUGUAUGUAUGUAUUUGUGUGUGUUUAUGUAUGUGUGUGUAUGUGUGUGUGUGUAUGUAUGUAUUUGUGUGUGUGUAUGUAUGUAUGUGUGUGUGUGUGUGUGUGUGUGUGUGUGUGUGUGUGUGUGUGUGUGUAUGUAUGUAUUUGUGUGUGUGUCCCCUGUCCUCCCUCCACCAAUAAGAGGACUCAUUAAUUCUCAGGCCCAUGGUCAAUAUUCUCUCUCGCUCUCUCUCCUCUUUCUUUCUUUCUUUCUUUCUUUCUUUCUUUCUUUCUUUCUUUCUUUCUUUCUUUCUUUCUUUCUUUCUUUCUUUACCAUGAGAAGCUAAACAAACAGACCAGGCUGGAGAACAUGAUAAUACACUCCUCAGGGAGAAGGAUCAAUUACCCAACCCCCCCCCCCCCCCCCCCCCCCCCCCCCCCUCCCACACACACACACACACCAACACUCAGCUACAGAACAGGUAGAUGCUCCGAUUAGUUUUACAUGAUUACAACAUUCCAAUUAAUAGAGAAUAGGUGAUUCUGUUCGCUGGGUGUUUUUUCCCUUGUGCGAGUGGCAAGGCAUGACAGACCCUCCUAUGAAGGGAGCUGUAGGUGUGAAAGCCUAACUGGGAGUAUGUUCUCUCCUGACCAGAUACAGAUCAUUAGAGGCUGAAACAUAUGACAAUGACUCCAGGUAAUGAGGGUGAGAUAGAUCUACAGUACUUCCAGGUUGUUAGUAGUCAUCAUGUGAUCAAUUAGGAAGUAUAAUGCUGAGGACCAUAGAAUACCUUUAUUAUAAGAACUGUUGACAGGAGAUGACUUUCCAUGGUCAAGUAAAAAUCCCAAAAUGGUUUGGAGUACUGUAAAACCGGUGUACUACUACUAUCAGUGCAUUCGGAACGUAUUCAGACCCCUUGACCUUUUCCACAUUUUGUUACGCUACAGCCUUAUUCUAAAAUGGAUUCAAUUGUUUUUUCCCCCUCAUCAAUCUACACACAAUACCCUAUAAUGACAAAGCAAAAAUAUGUUUUAGAAAUGUUUGCACAUUUAUUACAAAUAAAAAACUGAAAUAUAUACAUUUACAUAAGUAUUCAGACCCUUUACUCAGUACUUUGUUGAAGCACCUUUGGCAGCGAUUACAGCCUGGAGUCUUCUUGGGAAUGACGCUAUAAGCUUGGCACACCUGUAUUUGGGGUGUUUCUCCCAUUCUUCUCUGCAGAUCCUCUCAAGCUCUGUCAAGUUGGAUGGGGAGCGUCGCUGCACAGCUAUUUUCAGGUCUCUACAGAGAUGUUAGAUCGGGUUCAAAUCUGGGCUCUGGCUGGGCCACUCAAGGACAUUCAGAUACUUGUCCUGAAGCCACUCCUGCGUUGUCUUGGCUGUGUGCUUAGGGCCGUUGUCCUGUUGGAAGGUGAACCUUCACCCCAGUCUGAGGUCCUGAGUGCUCUGGAGCAGGUUUUCAUCAAGGAUCUCUCUGUACUUUGCUCCGUUCAUCUUUCUUUUGAUCCUGACUAGUCUCUCAGUCCCUGCCGCUGAAAAACAUCCCCACAGCAUGAUGCUGCCACCACCAUGAUUCACCAUAGAGAUGGUGCCAGGUUUCCUCCAGACGUGAUGCUUGGCAUUCACGCCAAAUAGUUAAAUCUUGGUUUCUCAUGGUCUGAGAGUCCUUUAGGUGCCUUUUGGCAAACUCCAAGCGGGCUGUCAUGUGCCUUUUACUGAGGAGUGUCUUCCGUCUGACCACUCUACCGUAAAGGCCUGAUUGGUGGAGUGCUGCAGAGAUGGUUGUCCUUCUGGAAGGUUCUCCCAUCUCCACAGAGGAACUCUGGAGCUCUGUCAGAGAGACCAUCGGGUUCUUGGUCACCUCCCUGACCAAGACCCUUCUCCCCCGAUUGCUCAGUUUGACCGGGCGGCCAGCUCUAGGAAGAGUCUUUGUGGUUCCAAACUGGAGGCCACUGUGUUCUUGGGGACCUUCAAUGCUGCAGACAUUUUUUGGUACCCUUCCCCAGAUCUGUGCCUCAACACAAUCCUGUCUCGGAGCUCUACGGACAAUUCCUUCGACCUCAUGGCUUGUUUUUUGCUCUGACAUGCACUGUCAACUGUGGGACCUUAUAUAGACAGGUGUGUGCCUUUCCAAAUCAUGAACAAAUCAAUUGAAUUUACCACAGGUGGACUCCAAUGAAGUUGUAGAAACAUCUCAAUGAUGAUCAUUGGAAACAGGAUGCACCUGAGCUCAAUUUCGAAUCUCAUAGCAAAGGGUCUGAAUACUUAUGUAAAUAAGGUAUUUCUGUUUUUCAUUUGUUUUUUCGCUUUGUCAUUAUGGGGUUUUGUGUGUAGAUUGAUGAGGAAAAUAUUAAUUUAAUCCAUUUUAGAAUAAGGCUGUAACGUAACGAAAUGUGAAAAAAGUAAAGGGGUCUGAAUACUUUCCAAAUGCACUGUACACACACACACACACACACACACACACACACACACACAUACAUGCACACAGCGUAUCUCGUUGCAUUAGUUUGAUACCUUGCAUUACGUCCAGUUUCCUCAUCCUCUAUAUUCCCUCUGUUCCCUGCUCCCAGCUGAUGAGUGCUGUGAAGAAGGGCCAGGUGUCUGACAGCAGGUUGGCCAUCCUCAUGAAGACAGCUGAGGAGAGCCUGGACCUGAGGGCACCUGUGUCUGUGGACCGCAGUGGAGGAGGGGUGUGAGGGGAACCCAUCCGCACCGUACCACCACACCGUACCACCACAACGUACCACUACACCGUACCACCACAACGUACCACCACCACUACACCGUACCACCACAAC